AUGGAUCGCUUUGUAGAGAUUAUGAGUGAGGUGAUACUUCCCCUGAAGAAAUCAAAGGAAUGGAAAGUGCUUGUACUGGACAAACUAUCAACACGAAUUGUGUCUUCUUGUUGCAAAAUGCAUGAAAUAAUGAAUGAGGGGAUAACACUUGUUGAAGAUGUCGGUAAGCGGCGCGAAGUCCUCCCAUUGGAGGCUAUCUAUUUGAUCACUCCCACGGAACGGUCAAUUCAAGCACUCAUGAGUGAUUUUCAAGGUCCUCGUUAUCAGUACAAAGCAGCACACGUUUUUCUAACUGAAGCCUGUCCGGACGAGCUUUUCAAUCGUCUUUGCCAGUCGAAUUGCGCCACUUUUAUUAAGACUCUGAAGGAGAUCAAUAUCGCUUUUUUGCCCGUAGAGUGUCGGGUUUUUUCUCUUGACUCUCCUGACAGUACACAGUUCUAUUUUUACCAGAGCUAUCCUCCACACCCGGGCCAAAUGCACCACUUGGAGCACAUAGCAGGACAGAUUGCUACGCUUUGCGCCACCAUUGGCGAAUAUCCACCCAUUCGUUACAGAAAUCAGCAUGACAAGAACUGCGAAUUCGCUCAGCUGGUGCAGCAGAAGCUGGAUGCUUACAAGGCCGACGAUCCACAGAUGGGCGAGGGUCCUUACAAGGAUCGUAGUCAGUUAGUUAUCUUGGAUCGAGGAUUUGAUCCAAUCUCACCAAUUCUGCACGAACUCACAUUCCAGGCUAUGGCUUAUGAUCUGUUGGCUAUUGAGAACGACGUAUAUCGUUACAUCAACACAUCAGGACCCGAGGAGCGAGAAAAGGAGAUUAUUUUGGACGAGUCCGACGAUCUUUGGCGAGAACUGCGUCAUCAACACAUCGCUGUUGUCUCGCAGCAGGUGACGAAUAAUUUGAAGAAGUUUGCUGAGGAGAAGCGAAUGGCGAGUGGCGGUGACAAGACUACGAUGCGUGAUCUCUCGCAGAUGCUGAAGAAAAUGCCUCAAUACCAAAAGGAGCUCUCCAUGUACUCCACGCACUUUCACCUCGCUGAGGACUGCAUGCACAACUACCAGACGUACACAAACAAACUGUGCCGAGUGGAACAGGAUUUGGCCCUGGGCACAGAUGCUGAGGGCGAGCGUAUUAAAGACCACAUGCGAAACACUGUGCCCCUCCUAAUUGACUCCAACGUCUCGACGUACGACAAGUUGCGUCUCAUUCUCCUCUACGUCAUCCAACGCGGAGGCAUCAGCGAGGAGAAUCUGGCAAAGCUCAUCCAACAUGCUCAAAUUCCAGAGCCUCAGGCUGCAGUUGUGCGAAGCCUCGCGGCUCUUGGAGUUCCUGUUCUUCUAGACGCUGGUGGUGGUCCGACAAUCGGUCGUAGAAAGGUUCCCCAGCCUUACCUUCCAGCCAAUCGUCGCACUCGUGCUGAUGAGCCGAAGUAUCAAAUGUCACGAUGGACUCCAUACUUGAAGGACCUCAUUGAGGAUGCUUGUGAAGAUCGCCUCGACGUCCGUCAGUUCCCUUUCUUUGGUGGUGGUCCAGUGAAAUCCUCCGGUCUUGGUGGAGGUGGCGGCCUGAGUCGAGGCGGUGGUGGUGGUGGUGGCUCAAUGUCGGCCCGCUAUGGUCAAUGGCAUCGAGAGAAGAGUGCUCAGACACGCUCAGGACCGCGACUGAUCUUCUUCAUUCUCGGUGGCAUAUCCUACUCCGAAAUGCGCUGUGCCUACGAAGUUAUGGCCGCUUACUCCUCUGUCACUGGUGGUGGUGGUGCUGGUGGCGGCGGCGGAGGAGGUGGAGGUGGUGGCGGAAAACAGUGGGAUAUCCUUGUGGGUGGUACGCAUCUCCUCACCCCCGAGACUUUCAUCAGUGAUCUUGAGAGACUCUCCUAUCCUCCGGGGUCAGGUGGAGGCAACGCAGGAGGUCAAGGCGCUGGCAACCAAAGCCAACAUGGCAGUGGACCGGCAAAUGUGUGA
Molecule: messenger RNA, 1959 nt
Organism: Hydatigera taeniaeformis
Lineage: Eukaryota; Metazoa; Platyhelminthes; Cestoda; Cyclophyllidea; Taeniidae
Source: the annotation of a GenBank genome assembly